AUGCAUCCUUGGCUUGAAAAUAUAGUUAAUCUAUGCAGGAACAGGAAGAAUGACAACUUAGCUUUAUUCGACGAAUGGCCCUCUCUCGCAAGUUCGAUUAAUCUCAAAAACCAUUGCUAUGGAGAAUUUUCCAGUGCGUUUGUUCAAGCAAAUGAAGAUAUGGAAGAUCGAAGCCAAGUUGAAGUUGCCUCUAGAAAUGCACUCUUUCUUGGAGUUUACGACGGCCAUGGUGGCUUCGAGGCUUCCCAGUUCAUCUCUGAACACCUCUUCGACGAUCUACUGAGGCUUACUAAUGAGAAUGAGAAUAAAAUAACUGAAGCUACCCUGAGGGAUGCUGUUUCUGCUACUGAAGCGAGUUUUUUGGAUUCUGUAAAAAGGAAUUAUAUGAUAAAUCGAAAUCUUGGAAAAGUUGGUUCAUGCUGUCUUGCUGGAAUCAUAUGGAAAGGGACGCUACAUGUUGCAAAUCUUGGAGAUUCACGUGCUGUAAUUGGUACUAUGGUUAAUAAGAGAAUCCGUGCUGAGCAGUUGACAAGAGAUCACAAUUGUAGUGAUCCAGCUAUUAGAGAAGAACUCAAGUCAAUGCAUCCUGGUGAUCCUACCAUUGUGAAGGAAAAGAAUGGAGUGUGGCGCGUUAAAGGCAUCAUUUCGGUUAGUAGAAGUAUUGGUGAUACAUAUCUGAAAAGGCUUGAAUUUACGCUGUGCGAAUCGUUUCCCAAAUUCAAAAAAGUUCCUGAACCAUUUACUAGAGGUGUGGUAUCAGCAGAACCAGAGAUGCGUACUAGAGUUUUAACAUAUAGUGACAAGUUUCUUAUAUUUGCUUCUGAUGGACUUUGGGAUUUCUUGUCAAAUGAACAAGCAGUUGAAAUUGUUCAAAACAAUCCAAGAAAUGGAAUUGCAAAAAGGCUUGUGAGUACUGUUCUAGCGAAAGCGGCUGCUAAUGGGAAUGUUACCUGUAAUAGCAUGAUGCAUGCUAAUCUGGGACGUGGCGAUGGGAACAGGAGGUCUUUUCAUGAUGAUAUAAGUGUGAUUGUUGUGUUCUUUGACAAAACGUCGUUUCUGAGGAUGCCCGUACAUAAUUUGUCCUACAAAAGCUCAUCUGACAGACCUACACCAUCUGCUUUUGCACGGUCUGGAUUAACCACUCAUUGGCUGCAGAGGCUGAAGAAGACUAUUAAAGACCGGUUUAAAGGAAGUUCAUCGAAUGCAUCUGGCUCUCAGGAUCAGAACCCUGAAACCCCUGAGGGCGAGAGCUCUCAAACUCAGAGCCUUUUAGGUCAGAGUUCUCGGGCUCAGAGUCCUUGGAAGAAUCUUAAACAGAAUUAG
Messenger RNA from Medicago truncatula (barrel medic), 1323 nucleotides. Its product is annotated as probable protein phosphatase 2C 43. Gene Ontology annotation, molecular function: protein serine/threonine phosphatase activity; cation binding. The coding region runs from base 1 to 1323 and encodes 440 amino acids. Gene Ontology annotation, biological process: protein dephosphorylation. The transcript has 4 exons. The record is from RefSeq and is a predicted model, not a curated record. Lineage: Eukaryota; Viridiplantae; Streptophyta; Magnoliopsida; Fabales; Fabaceae.